Messenger RNA from Telopea speciosissima, 1514 nucleotides. Its product is annotated as probable L-ascorbate peroxidase 6, chloroplastic/mitochondrial. NCBI's taxonomy places the organism in Eukaryota, Viridiplantae, Streptophyta, Magnoliopsida, Proteales, Proteaceae. The record is from RefSeq and is a predicted model, not a curated record. The coding region runs from base 39 to 1148 and encodes 369 amino acids. Gene Ontology annotation, biological process: cellular response to oxidative stress; hydrogen peroxide catabolic process; response to reactive oxygen species. Gene Ontology annotation, molecular function: peroxidase activity; heme binding. The transcript has 12 exons.
UGCAUAUAUUACCAACAUCAUCAUCGUCAUCUCCCUCGAUGGCUUCCUUCGGCAGCUCUUGUCGUCUUCUCCCAUCGACCGUUACUGCCAAAGCUUUUUCACUUCCUCUUCUUUCUCCUUCCCUUUCUCGUUCUCCUUCUUCUCUCAAAUGCACUCGAUCUUCUUAUCUACUACCUCUUUUGGUUCUCCGCCAGAAGCUUCAGAGAAGGUCGAUGGUUGGCACACCCAAUGCCGGAAGCACAGUAAUCACCCCAAAUUGCUUUGCGUCUGAACCUGAACAGUUGAAAAGUGCAAGACAAGAUAUCAAAGAGCUUCUUAAGACUACAUUUUGCCAUCCCAUUUUGGUUCGACUUGGAUGGCAUGAUUCUGGAACCUAUGACAAGAACAUUGAAGAGUGGCCACAACGAGGUGGAGCUAAUGGAAGUUUGAGAUUUGAAGUAGAACUUAAACAUGCGGCUAAUGCUGGUCUUGUAAAUGCAUUAAAGCUUCUUCAGCCUAUCAAAGACAAGUAUCCAAGUGUGACAUAUGCAGAUCUGUUCCAGUUGGCCAGUGCAACAGCAGUGGAGGAGGCAGGGGGCCCCAAAAUCCCCAUGAAAUAUGGACGGUUUGAUGUAUCUGCACCUGAGCAAUGUCCACCGGAAGGGAAGCUGCCUGAUGCUGGGCCCCCUUCACCUGUUGGUCAUCUACGUGAUGUCUUCUAUCGGAUGGGGUUGGAUGACAAGGAAAUAGUUGCAUUAUCUGGUGCACACACAUUAGGGAGGUCUAGACCAGAGCGCAGUGGCUGGGGAAAGCCAGUGACAAAUUACACUAAAGAUGGUCCUGGAGCACCUGGAGGACAGUCAUGGACUGUUCAGUGGUUAAAGUUCGAUAAUUCCUACUUCAAAGAUAUAAAAGAGAAAAGGGAUGCAGAUCUGCUAGUUUUGCCAACUGAUGCUGCUCUGUUUGAAGAUCCGUCAUUCAAGGUAUAUGGUGAGAAAUAUGCAGAAGAUCAGGAUGCAUUUUUCAAGGACUAUGCUGAAGCCCAUGCCAAACUCAGCAGUCUGGGUGCCAAAUUUGACCCUCCUGAGGGUUUCUUAAUAGAUGAUGGCCCGGUGAAGCCUGAACCAGAAAAAUUUGUCGCAUCCAAAUACUCAUCUGGAAAGGCUUAAAAAACAAGAAAAUCCUAUUUUCUUGAUACGUCUCUUUAAGUAACAACUCAAGAUGAAGCUAUUUCGAAACAAUGUGAAAUCACACCUAAAACUUGGUAGUCAAAAAGUGAAGGAGAAAAGAAUAAAAUUCAACAUGUUUACAUAUUUGAAAUGCAGAGGGAGCUGUCAGAGUCUAUGAAGCAGAAGAUUCGGGCUGAGUAUGAAGCUGUCGGUGGCAGCCCAGAGAAGCCUCUUAAGUCAAACUAUUUCUUAAACAUCAUGAUUGGGGUAGCUGUUUUGGCUUUAUUGACAUCUCUGCUUGGUAACUAAUUGGAUUUCUUGUUUCUAUGUUUUGGUUUCUUUAUCGAAAUCAUGUUUUGUUCAUUA